CUUACAAUGAAACGAAAUGGCUCAGAAUUUCAAGGCAUUAGGUAUCAUAAAACGUCAAUUUGUCCCCAACAAUUCUGCAUUACAGAAAACCUUUGGUGUCAGCCCAUUUUAUACUGCUGCCAGUAAUGGUCAUAAGAGAAGAAUUGACUUGAUGACAGUUUUUGAUCUUCAUUUUGUUUAAAGAUUGUGACAUUUUCAACAAAAAGCAUCAAUGGACUUGCAAGGUGAAGAGGCUGAAGUGGCAGACAACCUGUUUGAUAUUCACAUUUGUGGAGCUUGUAAGUCUCAGUUCCAUAAUGUAGAGAACUUCUUGGAGCACAAGCGUCAGUGUCCAGUUCUUGUCAGACUUCUAGCAGGUGUACGACGAAAGAGACAACAUGCAGCUCAAUCGUCUCUCCACACUUCAUCCCUGCCUUAUCAGCAAGCUGAAAGUGAGUGUCAGCAGCAAUCACCCAGAGCAGCAUACUCUGUAGUUUGUGAAAGUGAAAACCCUCAGCUGCAUAUUGAAGGAUGUGGAAAUCAAGUUGAAGCAGCAACUAGUGCAAGCGAACAGCAUGCAGAAGAUCUUCCUCACAUUCAGCAACAUGCAGCUGACCUUGACUCUCAAAUAGAAACAGCAGAUGAACAUUCUCAUCAGCCUAUGUGCUUAGAUGAGUCUGGUUUCCAAGAUGUUUCUUGCCAUGAACAUAUGCCUGUUCGAGAUGUGGGAGACAAUGCAGAAACUGAAGAGCAUGCAGGAAACUUUCUGUAUUCUGAUGAAAGCACCAUUUUGCGCACACAGCCACAGGCUCUGACAACAAUGACUCCAGACCUCACAGGCUUGCAGUCUUUUUCAGAGAUGUCACCAGUCUCUGGCCAGACGAGUGGAUCGGCCUUUGUGAUGUCUGGAACAGUGCAGUCUGGGCAACAGCUGCUUGCAGGCAGGCCUUACUUGUUUUCAUCAGCCCAAGCAGUCUCUGAGCAUUCGCUACAGAGAGGAAACUUGGGACGACGUCACACUAGACAAAUGCAGCAGCUGCGGUUGCAUCAUGGGGGAGUUCAUAUUUUGAAUCAGACGCUGACGGAUGAAGAGAAUGAGGUUCAGUCCCAGCAGCUCCUGUUGCCUCUUUCCAAAAAGAAAUCAGAGCACUCAGUCCAAGGGCAAACAAGUCAUAUAGAAAGAAACUCUCCUGUCACUUACCAGUUUCAGAUUUCUGGUCAGCAGGUGUUUGAACACUUGCACAAUCUGAAACAGAUUCAGCAGACUGUAGACAGACCAAGCUCUGGUGACUUGCAGCAAGUGGACAGAGGGCUUGUUUCAACUAACCAACAUCUUGACGUUCUUCAGCGGGAGGCUGACAGUGAUCUUGGUUUAUCUGUGUCUGAAGGUCAAGAUUUUAUGGGUUCUGAACAAAUGAAUAUAAGUGAUCAGGAUGGAUCUGCUACUGUCACCUUAGACUCUGAGCUGGGUAGAAACUUAAUGAGGCAGAUACAGAGCUUUGCAAACACUAACAAUGCACUAGAAAGUGCAGGAACAUUCAUUGAAGAGAGAACACUUCAUCACAGUGUUGCUGAAAUUCAAAGGGGUUUGGGAAGAAAGCAGAGGCAUACAGCUGACGAUAUUAAUGAGGAUUGUCUCCUGGUGAAAAGUGAUCAAAAUGAUAUGACAAAAUCAAACCAUUUACUGAAUAAGUGGAAAUAUAAAUAUUUAAAUCUUAUGCCUGAAGUUUCUGUGCAUCUCAAGUCUGUUGCUGGUUCUGCAGAAGAGGGAACAGAAGCAUCACCAAGUCUUCAAGAAAUUGCUGCUCAGGUUUCAGAAUUUGCUGCCAGUUUGCCAGAUUCCCUUGCUGCAGGGCAGUUGAUAACUUCACAGGCCCAUGACACCAAGACUGAAGUGUCUGACAUGGGUCCGGAUGUAGAUAUGCUUAGUGAUAUACAAGACCAACAUGCGUCGGUUUUGGGGUUGCAGACUUCUCAGGUAGAUUCGCAUAAUGCAAGAGUCAAAUCCCCUCGGAGAAUUUUGCAACCUUUGGCAAAAAAUGCAUUAGCACGCUUGCAGCAGCAGAUAAUGGAUACACCAGAGCCUUCACAGCUGCUGUCAAACCAGCUUUCUGAAUCAUGUGAAAUCUUGAUGGAUGCCAGACACCAAAGAACUUUCAGGAAGUCUGCCUGCAUUGGAUCCAGUGAAAGUCAUGCCACAGCUAAAUCAGCUUCCAAAUCUUCAGUCACCUGCAGCAAUACCUCCACAGUUAAACGCAAGGAAUACACAUGCAGUUUCCCAGAUUGCAAUUAUGUGACUACCUAUGUGAAGGAUCUUCAGAGACAUGUUCGCACCCAUACUGGAGAGCGUCCCUACACAUGCCCUCAUUGUAACAAAGACUUCAACAGGUCUGAUAAACUGCGUGUUCAUAUACGUUGGCAUACAGGUGACAAGCCAUUCAAGUGUCCACAGUGUGAUUAUGCUGCAGUUGAUAGCGGCAGUUUGAAAAAGCAUGUGCGCACUCAUACGGAUGAAAGACCAUUUAAGUGCCAGAUUUGCCCAUAUGCUAGUCGCAAUUCUAGUCAGUUAAUUGUCCAUUUACGCACACACACUGGUGAUUCACCUUUUGAGUGUGACAUCUGUGGCUCCAAGUUUAAAAUCAACUCUGAUCUUAAAAGGCAUAUGAGGAUUCAUACUGGUGAGAAGCCAUACCAGUGUGAACUUUGUGACUACAAAUGCUCUAUCAAAGGAAACUUGAAGAGUCAUCAUAAGAUCAACCACAGCCCAGAAAAUCAACUACAGUGUGAUCAGUGCAGUUUCUCUUCCUCAUCACAAAAACUUUUACGUCAGCACCAAAAGCAGCACACACCAGGUCAAAUUUGCCCUGUUUGCAAAUAUGUAUGUUCAACCAGCUCUUCCUUAAAAAACCACCUCCGAACGCAUAGCGAUGAGCGGCCUUUCCAAUGUGACUUUUGCCCUUACUCUGCCAAGCAGCGUGGCAAUGUUAAAUCUCACACCAAAAAGCGCCAUGCAGAGAAACUCAGAUCACUCAGGCGUUAUCGUGCCAAAGGUGGUGGUAGUAGUCAUGGUAACAGCAGUAAUCGACGAUCAGCAUCAUCUGCUGCUGUCAAAGACUCUGAAGGUGAAGCUGAUGAAGCAAGGAUUCAGCAGAUCCGGCCAAGCUGUCCUAGAACUUUCCAUUGCUUAGAAUGUAAGAGUUCUUUUGUUAGGGCUGACUCUCUGAGAAGCCACAUGCGACUACAGCACAGGCGAUCACUACAAACAGCAGGAAAGCUUUAUGGAUCUUCGAAAACAUCCAGAGCAAGUUCAUGGUCAUUCCAACCUGUCUUCGAUGCUACAAGAUAAAAAAUUUGAUACCCCAAAGCCCAAAGAUGCAGAAGUGGUUUUUGCCCCUGCAUCUUCAAAGUUAACCAGUGGGAGGUCAGAGUCUCCUGGUCUUGGACCCUCAUCCUCAAGUUGUGCAAGUUCAUCGCUGCACAAGAGAUCAAGG
Pomacea canaliculata is the source of this 3470-nucleotide messenger RNA. RefSeq lists its product as uncharacterized. Gene Ontology annotation, biological process: regulation of DNA-templated transcription. The coding region runs from base 212 to 3325 and encodes 1037 amino acids. The transcript is spliced from 8 exons. Gene Ontology annotation, molecular function: RNA polymerase II cis-regulatory region sequence-specific DNA binding; DNA-binding transcription factor activity, RNA polymerase II-specific. The record is from RefSeq and is a predicted model, not a curated record. NCBI's taxonomy places the organism in Eukaryota, Metazoa, Mollusca, Gastropoda, Architaenioglossa, Ampullariidae.